This is a messenger RNA of Porites evermanni, 4058 nucleotides long. NCBI's taxonomy places the organism in Eukaryota, Metazoa, Cnidaria, Anthozoa, Scleractinia, Poritidae. The record is from the annotation of a GenBank genome assembly.
AUGUCUAAAUUUAAUACUGUUGUUUCUGGUUGCGCUGGAAACAUAGUGGUAGGAGAUCAUGCUGUUUUAAAUGUUGGAGCCUCAUCUACUGAUGGUAAGAAAAUGAAGUUCCUAACUUAGAAGAAUCUCUCACUGUGGUUGAACAUUUCACUUCCGGUUUCUUUAAGUGAAUUUAGCAAGAUUUGCGAAUUUCUUGAAGGGAAGCAAGUCUUUGCACUUCAUUUAGUUGCCUUAGUUUUAGGUGUCAGAUACGGUUUACCCGUGUAAUGUUGUAUUUACGAACAUAAUUUGCGCUGAAAUACAGAAAGUUGUGAAACUUUUAAGGACAAAUCGUGGCAAAAAUUGAAACCAUGUGAGAUUUGCAGACAAUUCUGAAAACUUAUUGAGCAAUUUUCACGGGAAUUCCGAAUCUUGAAAGUGACUUGUCGAUUUUCAAAACUAAACAAAUUUCAAAAUACUGAUUGUGUGCUGUAGUGCACGUCUGAGACUGGAAAUUCACUUACACACGUUUCUAGCUCAUUUCUUAAACCGCCAAAUUCAGUUGACACACCUUAAAGUUCGUUCGUCUGUUGAAAGAAGAAAGUUGCAACGAUGCGUGGCUUGUUAUAUAAAAUCCAACAUAUAUCUAUUACAUCUUUUGCUGAAGGAAUCGUACUGGACUUCGCAACUUGCAUCUGAGAAAAAUUAAAAACACUUUGCUGACUCUCUGUAACCAGCAAGAAGAAGUCCUCAAACCAAAAAUCGUUAAGGAUUAUAGGUCAUUUCGUCUUCAACAAUCUGGUCGUUGAUAAAGUGUAGCCUGCGUGAUAGGCAUUUGAGGUCAAACAGCAGAUAACAAGCACACGGGCAGCAUGAUUUUUCCUUUCUUUCUUCUAAUGAGUAAAACAAGCUGUUGGGAGAUGAGACUUCUCAAAACCAGUCAGUAAAACUCAUCUAGCUGAUAGGUCUUUUCCUUCAUACGGUUCUUUUAACUGCUAAAUUUUUUCUAUUCUCCCUUCAAGAUGAAAUUGAUACCUUCAGUUUCUAAUUCUAACAAAGAAUUCCGUACGGAAAUGUCAUCACGCUUCACUAGCAACAUAUAUAACUGAAAGAUCGAUUAAGCUACUCAGUAGCACGAUGUUGAUUUCCACCAAUCAGAUUAGGGUAUUAAGGCUGUGAUUGAAAUAUUUUGAAGACUGACCAAUCAGGAUUUUAAUAUUUGCCUGGUGGAUGUUAAAAACGAGAAAAUCAGUGGUGUCGUGGCAGGUGUUUCUGACCCUCCCUCCUUGCGGGCCCCUCGCGCCUCUCUCGCGCCUAAAUCUCCCUUCCCUUCCCUUUCAAACGCCUGCCACGCGGGCUUAGACAAAGGAAAAACAAAAAUUAACUGAAAAAAAAAAUUAACUACAACAUCUAUAUAUUAAAUAUCAUUUGUUGAAUUGAUUUUACAGCACGUCCACGGCAAAAACCACCCUCAGAGGAGGUACCCCCCACGGGACCUUGUAAGUUCAUCAAUAUUUGACCUGGUACUCUAAUAUUUAUCAAAAUAAAUAAUAAUUAAUACCCUUGAGACUCAUAUGAAACAGUGACCAAAGAAAACAACCAUGUUAGUCUUGCUGUGUGCCUGCAAUUCUCCCCAACUCAUGGCUGGGCUGAGCACAGAGGUUGGGUGUGCCUGUCUGUAAAGACAUUGAAAUAAUAAAAAAGUUUAUAGUGAUUAUAUAUACAUAGAAGAGAUGCCAACUGCCGGAAAUCUUAAAUCUGGGACUUGCAAUUCCCCCCUUCUUCAGUUACCCAAGGUUAGCUUCUUUCUUCAGAGCAAUGCUCAGUGAGUGAAAUAGUAUAAUUAUGGAUGCAGAAAGGAGACGAGGUGGCUACUUGUCAAUCUGUGAACAACAAAAGAUCACAGUCUCAAAGGAGUCAAAUUUUUGCUGCAGCUUUGACUUUGGUAGUACAUUAAGUCAAACAGACAUGUGUUGAGAACUACACUCCAUUUUCUUAAUGGAAGCCUUGGCCUCCUGUCAUCUUUUUGCAUCAUCAAAAUUUCCAUCUGUGACAACAGACAGUCAAUGGCAAAUUCUAUGAAACUGUAACAUGUGUACAAAAUUUUGGAAUUUUGGGGAAAAAUAGGUUAAUUUCUAAACUAAAGCACAGAAUUUGCUCAAAAGAGGAUUUUACUUAGGAGAAUUGGUGAUCUGUAUGGGAGACUAGGAGAUUGGUGCCAUAGCCAGGUGGCCUGUUCCAGGCAUGUACCCUUAGUAUAGGAAUUUAUUAUAUACAUACUGAGAAAUACUCACCAAAAAGUUGUGUUGUAAAUUUUGAUACGCAAAUGAGUUCUUAGCCAAUCAGAGGAGUGAACUAUGGUUUUCACACGUGAAAAAAAAAAAAUGAUACAUCCAAUCAGAAUCGCGAACGAUGUUCUUUCACAUGAGAGAAAAAUGAUACGUCCAAUCAGAAGCCAAAGAAGUGUGUGAGUUUCGCGCCAAAAUUCCUGCCUUUUCUUCCAGCUUGCUGGGCCCCGCUUCGCACACAUUCGAGGAGAAAAGUUUUUCUCAAAGAGUUUUUUUCCUUAAAAAAAUGAAAAACAUUUCAGAAAUGGAGUGGAAUAGUUUUGUUUGUUUCACUGUCGAUAAAGAAAACUGUAAAGGGCCGGCGAAACAACCGCAGAAGUCUUCCAUUUAUAUGUGUAAGCUUAUAUUGAAACUGGCCAUUUUACUUAAAAUCACUCAUUUUCAAUUGUACAUUCAGAACAAACAGUUAAGAUUACUUGUAGUUCUUGGAUUACCUCAUAUCCUUACUGUCAUUAAUUUUAUGUUUUUAAGAAACGUUUCUACUAAAAAACUGAUACUUUGUUUUCAUUGUUAUUUCGUGUUGUGUAGCAGCAAAUUUAAGCAUUUUGGAAAGAGUUAAAGUAAAAAGGCCACCAAAAUGAUGAAUGUCUCAGUAUGUAUACAAUAAACACAAUACCACAUGGAAAAUGCUGGCGUACCGUAUUUACCCACUCGUUGUUUUUGUAUCAGAAAUCUCACUCGUUCACUGCGCUCACUCAUUCGAUUUCUGAUACAAAAACAACUGGUGUGUAAAUACCGUAUGCCAGCACUUUCCAUGAAGUAUUCUCUAUAUAUGACAUAGCAAUUUAAUUCCUGCUAAUUUAGGUCCUACAAGGUGAAAUGGGUUUGUAACUGGUCAAUUUAGACAAUGGCCUAACCCACGUGCCUAGCCGCGCGCUGGGGCCAAAAAUUGUCACUGCAGGACCUUCUGUAUGUACAGUUGACCCUGCGGAAUGAUGGGCUUUCUUUAAUAAUUUCCCUUUUCUGCUUUUAUUUACAGCUCAUAUCCAUUGUCAAGAAUCUGGUGGUGAUAGCAUGAACUAUUUGGCAAAAUCUGGUUAUGUCUUGGUAAUAAAUAACUAUCUCUUCCCACAGAGGGUUAAUGUUGAGCGAACUGGGUCGAAUGAUGAUGUUCAGAACCUGACAAAUCUGUUUGAUGACUUUAACUUCCGGACCCGGACUCAUGAUAACCUAACUAGAAGUGAGAUGCUGAAGUUACUGACAGAAACUGCAGAGAAAGACUUCUCAAAGUAUGAUUGCUUUGUUUGUGUGAUCCUAAGCCAUGGUUCAAAAGAUGGAAUCUAUGGAACAGAUGAUGAGGUGAUUAAUAUUGAAGCAAUCACUUCACUUUUCCGCCGCGAUGAAUGCUCUUCCUUGGAAGGAAAACCAAAGAUAUUCCUGAUUCAAGCUUGUCGAGGAAAUCAACGAGAUAUAGUACCAGUGGAGAGUGAUAGUGACCCAAUGGUAUUUUCAAAUCCAAGUUUGCCAGCUGAUGCAGAUUUUCUCAUCUGUUUUGCUUCUGCACCAGGUCAUCAGAGCUACCGACAGCCUCUUCUUGGCUCGUGGUUCAUAAGCGCAGUUUUUGACGUGUUCAAGGAGCACGCAGAAAGGGAGCAUAUUAUGGACAUGAUGCUAAGAGUCAACAACCAAGUCGCGGGAUAUUUCAGUAAAGAUGGUCUGAAGCAAAUGCCAUGCCAGAUCUGCAUGCUGACAAAAAAAGUGUUUUUUCAACCAAGAUAUGGCAGUUCAUGA